This is a messenger RNA of Staurois parvus, 305 nucleotides long. The record is from the annotation of a GenBank genome assembly. NCBI's taxonomy places the organism in Eukaryota, Metazoa, Chordata, Amphibia, Anura, Ranidae.
CAGAAAGAACAGUAAAAAUGCAGGCAGGGGACAAGACAAAGCACUAGGGACAAAAUUGUAUUAGAAAAUGUAAAUUUUUUAAAUGUUUAAAUUUGCCGCUGGUUCUGGCCCCCGUACGUCCCGUACGCUCGCAGGGAUUGGAACACGGAAGCCGGAUGCCGGCAUCAGCUGGAGGAGAUGGCCGGGGAUGUUGCAGGGGACGCAUCGCAGGAGCGAAGGACAAGGUAAGCGCUGCAGGGAAUCCCUGAGCAACGCUGCAUGGUAAGCCCGAGUGUAGCUCGGGGUUACCGCUUUUGGUACUGAAA